GCGGCGGCGGCGGGCGAGGGGGAGCGCGCGCUCCCGCGGACUCUAAGCCUUGUUCGGGCACAACGCUGGCUCCGCUAAGAGCAAGUCAGUGUUGGCGGAAGAAGCGGAGGCGGUGGCCGAGGAGGAGGGAGACGAGCGGAGCCAGUCGGGCGCCAUGGAGGAGCUGAGCAGCGUGGGAGAGCAAGUCUUCGCCGCCGAGUGCAUCCUCAGCAAGCGGCUUCGCAAGGGCAAGCUGGAGUAUUUGGUGAAGUGGAGAGGCUGGUCUUCCAAGCACAACAGCUGGGAACCUGAAGAGAAUAUUCUUGAUCCAAGACUCCUUUUGGCCUUCCAGAAGAAGGAACAUGAAAAAGAGGUACAAAAUCGGAAAAGAGGCAAACGACCCAGAGGCAGACCAAGAAAAAAUGUUGAACCUGAAGCACCCUCCAAGAGCAAAUCCAGCAGCUCUUCCUCCUCCACCUCCUCUUCGACUUCCUCUUCUGAGGAAGAGGAUGAAAGUGACCUUGAGACAAAGAGAAGUCAACGGAACAGGGAGAGUCACCCAGUGCCUCAAAAGAAAGCUCAGAUUUUAGUUGCCAAACCUGAAAACAAGGACUCGGCUAGGAAGAAACGUGGGCGGAAGCCACUGCCUCUAGAGCAGAAGGCAGCCAAGAGGACAGUCAACCUAACCAAGGUGCUUAAAACAAAUAGAAAGGAAUUGGGAGGGGGAGGGGGGUCCAAAUUGGCAAGCAAGAUGCAGCCACAACACAAUGCUCAAAGUUCUGGCAUUGCCAUGCUUAAAUCCCACAUGAAGGAAGCACAAGGUGCCUUCGGUGGCUUUUGUUCUGGAGCAUCCUCCAAUGAUAACCUCUCCAGCCUAGUGAAGAAUACUACCGUUGGAAGCCCAAAUUGUGGUAUCAGCUGGCAAAGCUCCAUUGUCCAUUAUAUGAGUAGGAUGUCACAGAACCAGAGCUCCGCAGAUGCCUCUGCAGUGGGACGACUGACUCUGAAGUCAGCUAUGUCCUGCAAGAACAGCCUAGGUUUGGAUUUAAAACUAAAAAACCAGAAAGGUUCUGGAAACCUGGAAUUGACUGUGCAGGGAUCCAAAGUGACCAAGAGACCGAGUGGCAAUUCCAUGGGGGAACAAAAGACGGGGAACUUGCACAAUGGCAACAAAGUUCCUUCUGGCUCUCCCAGCAGUCAGCCAUCUUGCAACCAAGAGCUCAACCUACAAGCUUUAAACCUGCAAAGUGUGAAGAAUGGGCCAAACUCUGCCAGCAGUAGCCAUAUCUCUCACCAUGGCUGCGGGGCAGUUGGCAAAGGCAGUGGCAACAGUUUAGCAACAAAGACAAGCGCAUCCAAGGGCAGCGGACCUGGGAGUGGCCAGAACAUCGCCAACACAGGGGCAACAUCAACAGAUGCAGAUACUUGCAAAGGUGAGAAACCGGCACAAAGAGCAGCUAUUAGUGAGAGAGAUGUAGCUACCAAGAGUAAUACCACCUGUGCCCAGGAGGGAUGUCCCACAAAAGACAAGACUUCAGGCAUGUCAGAAGGGAGCACCGGAGAAGAGGAGACUAGCUCUGAUUCUGACAGAGAUUCUGCUUCUUUUCCUGGAGCAGACCAGAAUACGUCUGUUUCCAUCCAGACUAGCCAAGACUGGAAACCUACCCGGAAUCUUAUUGAACAUGUUUUUGUCACAGAUGUGACAGCUAAUUUGAUCACAGUAACUGUUAAGGAGUCUCCAACAAGUGUGGGCUUUUUUAACCUAAGACAUUAUUGAGCUCCAAGGCAGACGAGCAUUCUUCCUCCGUCUCAUUUGACUCUCCCUUUACUGUCCCCUUGGAUAUUAGAAGGAGAAACAAACCACAUUAGUUAGAACCAGAGAAAUAAGGUUAGGGGCUCUUUUUCAAGAGUUUUGGCUUUACUCAUGUUACUCGCCAAUACAGAGGAGUGUAUUGAAAACUACAACUCCAUGCUUUCCUGUACUUGAACACUUUAGCUAUAUGAUUUGAAAGACCAGAGGAUAUAUAUAUAUAUAUAUAUACAUGAAUAUAUAUAUAUUCAUUCUCCUGAAUAGGUUCUCUUAAGUUUCAACACUUCUCAGCUUCUAGAACAAAUUAUAUUAGUUUGAAAAUUUGUGAACAAAUCUAUAUUUAGGAUAUCUGCCAAGCACCAUAUAAAAAGUUUGUCUUAAGGGAAUGUAUGUAAGACAUACUUCCAACUUGCUUUGGAAACUAGAGGGUAUGAUAUAUGAGACAGCAUUGGUUUGGAGCUGGAACUAACAGCUAUCAAGUAAGUUUGGUCCAGGUUGAGCAUUAAUCUCUAGAUACUUCAGAAGUAUCAAUUAACCUGUUUGAACUAGUAUCUCAAACACUUGCGAAGAAAGUAUGCUUUUCAUUCUGCCAAAUAUAUCAGCAGAUAUAGGAAAUCAGCCUUGGAGAACUGCAGAACAAUGUUCUCAAGAACCUGAAAAAACAAUAUGUUUUUCAACUUGCCAAAUGUCAGCAGAUGCCACUCAGAGGAGAAUGCUGCCUCAUUUUUAAUAUCUGGGUGUACAUGAGUGUAUGCACGUAUAUGUAAUUCAGGAGAUUUUUACACAUUGGAAAAUUCUAUAUGGAAACCAAUUCCAUGUAAAAUGUGACGUGUGUAAAUCAUUGCUUAAAUAAGCCAUGUGUUCUGAGAAAUUGCUAUAUGCUUAUGUGGUUGAGACCACUUGCGGGUCCCCAAUGUGUUCACGCACACAUGCAUACACAUUUUGCAUGCUGUUGCUUACACAAAAGAAACGGGAAGGAGGCAAAAUUAGAGAUUUUGCUGAUGUUGAGAUUUUAUAAGCAUAAGAUGCCUUAUAAUGUGAGAUGAAAUACUAUUGAUGUGUGCUGUUCAAACUGAGUUGAGAAUUUUUGGAACUAGAAAGCAGGUUUUUGAGGUUUCUAUGCAAUUGAUAUCUUUCUGUAGUCCUAAAUGCUCUCUUGAGCUUGGAUGUUUGCUUGCAGACAUUUCGUUACCAAACUAGGUAAUGUCAUCAGUGCUACUGAGUGUGGUGUUAGCCGUCUGAGUGUGGGGUCACACACCCCAUCAAUACUGUCAGGGCAUAUUACUGUACUGUUAUAAAAACAUGGAGCAAACACCAGAGUUACUAGCACUGAUGAUGUUAGGUAGUCAGAGAAUGAAACAUCUACAAGCAAACAACCAAGCUCAGAGAACAUCUAGGAGUCCACAGUUUAACUCUGAGGUACAAAUAUUCUCUUCUAUUGGUGAUAUCUUUCUACUUAUUUUUACCUGCAGUAACUACAAAAAAAUUAUUGCAGAUGGCAAGAUAACAUUGUGAUACAAACUGCCAUUUACUUUUAUUUGAUCUCUGUACAUAUGUCCUGUAUCUCCCAAUUAAAUUCUCCUACAGGGCAUCACUACAGAGCAGAAUUGAUUGAAACUUCUCUUUGCUUUAUUCUUCCAGCAAGGGAUGGCUUUAACAUUACCUUGAUCAGGAAGGUAAUGAAUGAAACCAGAGAGGAUAGACUUGAGUGAAAACAUCCUAGAAGCUAUGUUUAUUUUAGGCUACCUGCUUUCUGAAGUCAAGUGAUGAUUCGGUUUAGGUUUCUAUUAUUUUCUCAGAACAGAUGUUUCCUGUUGGUCAAGAGCCAUGGUCUAAGUUUGGGCAGUGCUGAGCUCGGUCAAGUCAACUGACAGUCAAGCUCUAUCAGAAUUUGACUGUGUUCUAAUAGUGUGCUUCUAAGUCCCCAUCCUUAAAUUGAUGAUAAGGAAUUUUAAUGAAAUGGGUAUUUUUGCAGCUUUCAAAGUCAUAAAGUACAUGAUGUUGGACCACUGUUUAUCAGACCCAUUCCAAGGUAAAGCAAUGCAAAGGUUUUGUUCAAAACUCUAUGUUAAGACCACAGUUUAGUUUGUUGUGUGUGUGUUGUGAUGUGACUCAGCAAAUGGUUUCCAGACUUUUGAAUCAUUUGAAGCAUUGGCUUAGCCUACUACUUUUCUUGCUCAUACUGUAGUUUCUCUUUUAUAUUGCUGAACCUUUCCGCUACUGCUAUACGAGCUGUGAAGCUAAGAAAAGGCAAGAUGGCAAAUUUAUCAGGGAUAAAGUAUUGCUCGUGCUUAUGUUAGCUAAUAUGAUUUUGUUGAGUACAUUGAUACGGAAGCUUAUCUUUUUCACCAAAGUUUACUCACAUAGAAAACAAUUCCAAGGAAGUCCAUGAGAUUUGUUUCCAUGGAGCUGUAAUUUAAAUUUGAUAUGCCGGGUUAUAAUAGUGCACUGAAUGAGUCUUCUGCAAACAGUGCUUCUAGUUCCUUAAGCUUAUUCCUCUUGAUGUGCACUGCUGCUGAAUAAGGUGACAGAAGUUGAGCCAGGAUUUUCCAAAAGGCCUGCAGCUUGGUAGAAUGCCUCCAAGGGUCAGGCGUCAGGCUUAAUACAAUGUUAUUCAGGUAGCAUUUUCAUAUAACCGUCCUGGUUUGAGUCCUGGGCUGCCUGGGGUCUCAGCUCACCAUAUUUGUUCCAGCUCACCAUAUUAGUUCCAAAAAUAUUCUUUGUUUAGUUCAGAGGAGAAAAAAUCUCUUGUGAGAAUAUGAUUUGUUAUAAUGUAAAAGAAACCAUCCAGUGGCUAUAUUACAAGCAUCCUGAUAGAUAGCGUAAGAAAACAAGGCAUUUGUUCUGAAUCGUAGAUUUGUAUGACUUUCUCAUUCAGUGCUUUUAAUCAGAUGCCCUCUUUUUGCACUUGCUCUCCAUUGCAAUUAGUGCAGUACUCUAUUAGUUGUGUAUGGCUCUGAGUCAGAUUACACAAUUCCCAUUUUCUAUUUUUUUCUGGAAGUCUCCCCACAUCAACAACUAAUCUCCUUAGAGUGCCCAACAUUAUCCAGGGGCUUCUGUCCACUUAUUUUAAAGCUGUCAGUGUAUAAUAUUGAAAGGGUCGCCUUAGUCAAUCGUUUAAAUGCCUUUGGUAAAAUCUGCCAAAUUUAGAUAGCCCAGGCAAUGCCCAGACAAAGAUACGUUGCCUGUGUUCUUUGCAGCAAUUGGUGCAUCCCACUUAGAUGUUAUCAGUGAAGGAUCUGAGGAACUGAGGAUGAGAAUGCCUGCCUGUCUCAGAUUUUUUGUUAUGCAUCUCCUGUUGGAGCUGUCCUUGACUAAACUCUUUUAAACUUCUAUCGUGUGCCUUUUAAUUCUGGGUGUAUGUUGACAAUAUUUUGAUAAUUCUGCCAAAGUAGAUGUUUCUGUGGAGAACUAAGAUUCUGGAGCAGAGUCAGAAGAGGAGGCUAUACAGCAAUUCAGUUAAAUGAAGUCAGUUUUCUAUGAGACCCACCGCACCCUUUCUUGUAGAAGCUAUUGUCUUUUCCCAAGGAAGAAAAUUCCAUUAAAACAUUGGCAAAUAUUGCUUACGGACUUGAAGAAUUCGGUGGUUUCAGAAAUGUUCCUCCCACAAAACCUUGUUGUCCCCAGUCCAAUUUCUCAGGUCCUUGUUAUUCUGCGUAUGUAUGCGUACAUAAUGCACCUGUGUUACUUUGCUCUUUGCAGGAUUGCUGCUUCUAUUAGCCUACAUGCAAUAUUGUCUUGUUUCACAAGUCGCUUCUGAUUUUGUUUAUUUUCUAUAGUCAUUUUUUCUCUGACUGUGAUCUAUAAUGUGCAACCAUUUCAGAGUUCAGAACCAUUUCAACCUCUCAGAGGUUUUUUUUUUUUAAUCUGUAUUACAGAUCCUUAAUUCUGGUUUUCAGUCAGUUCCAUUUAAAAUGAGCUUCUUUCUCAUCUCCAGCUUGUUUGGAAAAAUGAAAUGUUGCUCUCCUUCAGAAGCUCAAAUGCUGCUGUGCCUUUUGGUUAACCAGCUAUUUCAGUUUCAAAGUCUAAAGUCCUAAAUAGCUUAUCUGAAUGAACAAGUUGGCAUAUUCUUCCUUAGUUGUAUAUUGCACAUGCAACUGAAUUCCAAAAUGACAACUAACCUUGUAUAAGCAGAUGGUGCAUGUGAGUUCUCUAGUUAAGGACUCAAUUUUAUCAAUAAUGGGUAGACAACUGAACUUGAUGAUGAUCACUGCUCCUUUUUAUUCUUACAUGUUUUUCUUAGGCUUGUUGCUCUGCCUCUUCUGUGUGUGUUUUAUCUAUGUAACAAACUGCUUUUAAAAGUUCUGUUGCUACUAUUCUACAUUUUAAAAAACUUUUUAUAACAGGUGUGUUACUGCAUUAAUCAGGUAAAUAUUUUUGUUUUGGAGUAACUUAGUUACUCGGUUUACACUGAGCAAAAGUGCUCAGUUUAGUCUUGUGAUUUAACAUUAAUAACUGCAGUACCAAAAACUAAAGGGGAACAGAGUUACUUUAUAUUACAGUGUUUCUGCUACUCCAAUAAAUAUUCACUCUAUUCUGCUCCGAGCUCAGCGAAAUGCCUUUGCAAGAGACUCGCAAGAAUCGGUUCAGUGUUUCUUGAAAUGUGUGUCAACCACUGUAUGUUCCAUUUUUAAAAAAAGCCAAAUAGUUCUUGUAUGACAUUUUCUAAUUGCUUUAACUGGAGCUGCUUCUUUGCUUUUAUACUAAGAGAACAAAAGUUGGGGAUGUUAUUACCCUGGGAAAGCUUAGCUUCUUUGUUUGAGUGGGACAGACUUUCCAGGCAGAAUAUUAAAUAAGGCUGACAGCAGUGUCUGUCCACUGAUCUCACUGUGGGUUCACUGCUGCACUGGGGUUUAUUUGUUUGACCCUGGCUGUGUAGCUUGCUUGGUUCUGUUGUGUGAUGUCUAUCUCCCCGUUUUCUUGCCACUUACUCUAGUUUAGAUUUGAGAUUACUAUUCUGUUUGUUUUGUUUCUUUAAUUUAUUUCCCAGCUUAAAAGAACUUUUAGACUACAUUAUGCUGGACAGUUUUUGUAUAACUUUCAAUUCUCUGUUUUAGUAUCAAUAAAUAUUUUUUUAACUUAA
Pantherophis guttatus is the source of this 6872-nucleotide messenger RNA. Its product is annotated as chromobox protein homolog 2. NCBI's taxonomy places the organism in Eukaryota, Metazoa, Chordata, Lepidosauria, Squamata, Colubridae. Gene Ontology annotation, cellular component: PRC1 complex; heterochromatin. The record is from RefSeq and is a predicted model, not a curated record. Gene Ontology annotation, biological process: negative regulation of transcription by RNA polymerase II.